Molecule: messenger RNA, 1317 nt
Organism: Trichoderma reesei QM6a
Lineage: Eukaryota; Fungi; Ascomycota; Sordariomycetes; Hypocreales; Hypocreaceae
Exons: 2
Coding region: 1-1317 (438 amino acids)
Source: RefSeq, a predicted model, not a curated record
AUGCGGCCUAUCAAUCCCCUAGUGCAGACGAAAGAGUCCACGCCCCCUCCUCUCGGUCAUCUUGUCGAGGCCAUCAACCUCAAGGAACUCAAGAACACUGGUGAAGAAGGCGACAAUCAUGGAAUCACUGAGACCGAGCUGAUCGCCUCAUACAACUGGGCCGAUCAGAAAGCCCCAAAGAUCAUUGUUCCUGGACGCCCUCGUCUCUGGAAGCCCUUGGAAAAGCCUCGACAGCUUGAGGAAGACAAUGGCGUGUACUACCGCGACAACAACUCAGCCUUCUUCCCAAAGCAUCCCCUCGAGCCGGCUAUUGUCUCCGUAAUGAAAAUGCAUCCGCAGUCACUGGACAUUGACAUUGUCGGAUGCAACAGCACCAUUGGCAAUCUACUGCGGUUUGUUCAAGGAACAGAGCGUUCGUUCCGCAUGCUCGUGGAAGUGGUGGGCAAGACGGUUCAUCUCAUUCGAAGGGAGAACUCGCCAAAGGAGCAGAUAUUGGGAGUCAGAGGCUUUGGACACGCUUUCCCGGAGGCUUACACCACUUGGACUCCUGAUGUCCGGCCAUCAAAGUCUCAUCACAGGAUUCUCAAACUCCGGUUCGGAGGACUUGACUUGCUAGUGAGGCACAGUGCUGAUGGGUAUAUCGAAGACGAAGACGAGAAAACCUCGUCAGGUGGAGAGACCCCUGCUGCCAAAAACGAGGAUCUCACCAAUCUGCUUGAGGGUCUCUCCAUUGGCCCAGCGUCUGAUUCAUCGGCUGAUUCGGAAGACCUUGAAGUGGUAGAGGGUGGUAAAAUCACGCCCCAAGAGGCCAUUUUCGACCUCAAGACCCGCUCAAUCAAGGCCAUCGGCAAAGACACCCUUGGCGAAGAGUUGCCGCGGCUGUGGUUGGCUCGGAUUACCAAGUUCAUCCUCGCCCACCACACACGAGGCAAGUUUGACAAUGUCGAAGUCGCCGAUGUACAUGAUGAGGUCAAAGAGUGGGAGAAGUCACAUCAAGAAGAUCUUGGCCGUCUGAGUGCUCUUUUGCACCGGAUUCAAGCUAUAGCCUUGGAGAACGAGGACACCUUGUUGGAGAUUGUGAGGGUGGAUGGAGGACCUCUUGAGGUUCGCAAACGUCUUCCUGAUGCUGGCGUUGCAUUCUCGGAUGAGGUGAAGGAGAAGUGGCUCAAGUGGCUUGGUCAUGAAGCUGAAGAGCCUCACAAAGACAGUGACAGCGAGGGUGACAGUGACAGCGGAGAGGUCGAUUUGACUGCAUGUGAUGCAGAGUGUGGAUAUUGCGGCAAAUGCAGUUACUGGAUCUAUCAGACGAAUCAUUGA